Molecule: messenger RNA, 2487 nt
Organism: Polyodon spathula (Mississippi paddlefish)
Lineage: Eukaryota; Metazoa; Chordata; Actinopteri; Acipenseriformes; Polyodontidae
Gene: lgsn
Product: lengsin, lens protein with glutamine synthetase domain
Exons: 4
Coding region: 312-2462 (716 amino acids)
Cellular component (GO): cytoplasm; membrane
Molecular function (GO): glutamine synthetase activity
Source: RefSeq, a predicted model, not a curated record
CGCAGUACACAAAAGGCUGAAUAAUGUGUUUUUUUUUUGUUUUUUUUUUACCCUAGCACAAUGACUCGCUGAGGGAGGCAGCUAUCAUCUGUUUGACAUUUCUGGUUCAGCUAAUUGACCAUGGGACGACCACCAGAGCAGUGCUCUCUUUAAUCCCUAUCAGUUACCAUCUGUAUGUGCCAAGAAGCGGUAAUAGAAGAGUACACAGAAUUUUCCAACAUGUCACUAUUGUUCAAUUAUCUAUAAAAGAUCCAGGGCUCACAACUUCUUUUUAAACGAGUUCUCUGAUUUGCUAUUUUCUGUUAAACAAAAUGGAUGAGGGAGAGGAUCCCAAUUUGAAGGAAACACCUGACACUGGUGAAGAUCAAAUCAUUGGAAGUGGGGUUAGCAUUGGAAAGAGAAAGGGAGUGAAAAUCAAUGGAAAGCGCCUGCCGCCCACGGAGUGGGAGAGGGUGGAAUCCUCUCCACCAUCCAGCCAGUCUUACAUUCAUAGGUUGCAAGAUAACUCGCCAAUAGGAAUGGAUCCUCUGUGGAAAAUAUACAGCCACCCACAGGGAUGCGAGCAGCAAGGAAAAGAAAAUCAACAGGAAGCCACUAAUGAAAGCAAGGAAAGACCCAGAGCACCACAAGCACAAAGGGAGAUUUCAGAUCAGUGGAGCACAGACACGGGUACAAACAGAACCCCUGCUUCAGAUCCAGGAAAUUCAAAACAGACUUUAGCAGAACUGAAGAGUCUUUUAAGAGAAAGUGCACUGCUUAACACCAAAGGCAGAGAGAGCAACAAAACGGGGAGUGCAUAUACCUAUUUGCAUGUAACAAAGCCUGAUGACAAGGCAAAUGAGGGACCCAUUAGGUCUUUUACUACUUUCAAACCCCAUUCCGAGGUGCCCCAGGUGCAGAGGAUACAGAAGCCUAAGGAAGGAGUUAGUAACAUCCCCCAACUGAAACACAGCUCAGACCUAUCAAGUUCCUAUAAUCCUGAUGUUAGCAGUCCUAAACAAUCCAUCUUAAGACCACCAGGUGGCCAGGGAACUUGUGAUACAGGAUCAAAAUCCAGUCAGGCUGGGAGUAACAUUCAAACAGAUAAUGCAAAGGAUCCAAAUAUGAACACCUUUGGAAUGCAGAGUGAUGUACAACUAACUUCAGGCAUAGAUCACAUAAAACAACAGAUUGCAAGAGAAGACAUCAGUUUUGUCCGUUUUGAAGCAACAGAUUUGCAUGGGGUAUCAAGAUCCAAGACUGUUCCUUCUCGGUUUUUCCAGGAAAAGGCUAUAUAUGGUGUUACAAUGCCACGGAGCUACCUGGAAUUAACCCUGAGUCCUCAAGAUAAUGAAGUGGAUCAUGUCAGUGCUGCAAAUUUCAACAGCGAUGUUCUGCUCAUCCCGGAUCUUCUCACAUUCCGAGUCCUCCCAUGGGCUGAUAAAACGGCCCGAGUGAUUUGUGACUCUUACACAAUUACAGGAAGCCCUCUUCGUACGUCCCCCCGACACAUAGCAAAACAGCAGCUGAGUCAGCUCAGGGCUGUGGGUUUUUCCUUGCAUUCAUCUUUUACAUACGAGUGCUGCAUUUUUGGGGUUCCCGAGAAGGUCAAUUCAAAGACAUUAUUUUUCCCAGCUGCAACUUUACUGAGCAAUCAUGAUCUACCUUUCUUCCAGCAACUUAUUCAUGGAAUGUAUUACAUGGGAGCAGAUGUGGAUAGUUUCUCUUCCGCGAGUGGUCCUGGCCAAAUUGAGAUCUCCUUUAAACCAGAAUUUGGCAUCAUUUCUGCAGACAAUGCCUUUACUUUUAAAACCGGCAUAAAAGAGAUGGCCAAGAAGCAUGGGUUCUUUGCCAGUUUUUUCACAGAUGAUGGAUUUUACAACUCUGGAGUCCUGUCUCAUAGUCUCUGGGAUGUGAAUGGCAAGAAGAAUCUCUUGAAAACUGUGCCAAGUGAAUUAUCAGAGAUAGGAAAGAAGUGGCUAGCUGGACUUAUGCAUCAUUCUGCAGCUCUAAGUUGUCUGAUGGCCCCUGGAGUCAGCUGCCGCAAGCAUUUUACUACUGAACAUAUCGAUACAGAAAACAAAGAGGCCAAACAGCUUAUCUAUGCAACCUGGGGAUUCAACAACAAUAGCUGUGCCUUCAAUGUUAAAUGUCAUGGAGGAAAAGGCACAUACAUAGACAAUAAACUUGGCUCAGCUUCAGCCAAUCCCUAUCUUGCCCUUGCAGCUACGGUAGCUGCUGGCCUGGAUGGUAUCAGACGAAGCCUUACCAUUGAUGGUGGAACACUGAACCAAAAGCAGCUAAAGAACUUUGCUAUUCCCAUAAAGCUAGAAGAUGCUCUUGUUGCACUUGAGGAAGACCACAUUAUGAGAGAUGCUUUAGGAGAUCCCUUUGUCCAAUAUUUUAUUGCCAUGAAACGUUAUGAGAUAGAAACUAAAGAACUGGAUGCUGAAAGAAACAAAUGUCUUGAAUACUUCAUUUAGGCUUCCAUUAUAUUCCAUUUGUUAA